Oldenlandia corymbosa var. corymbosa is the source of this 954-nucleotide messenger RNA. NCBI's taxonomy places the organism in Eukaryota, Viridiplantae, Streptophyta, Magnoliopsida, Gentianales, Rubiaceae. The record is from the annotation of a GenBank genome assembly.
AUGGUGAAUCAAGACAAAGGUGUAUCCACCAGCCCCCAAAACUCAGGGAACCCGGAUCAGGAAUCGGGUCAAUUUGUCCGAAAUAGCAGCAGCGCCGCCGUCAAUGGGGAAAGCAAGGACAGUUUGUUCAGCCCGGGGUUUAGAUCUGUGGCGGCUAUGGCUGGUUGGGACGAAGAGGCUCUCAUGGUUGCCUCUCUUGUCGUUGAAGAUACUCCUGAUAGACAACCACAUUUGAAGCAUCACAAGAACCAGCGUAAUACUUUCAAGACUCCCCCCAGUACCAAUUCAAGAAGGAAGCGUAGAGUGCAGAGAAGGAGCCCUACUUCAAUGCCGGUGGUUAUUCUUAAUCUCGAGGAGGAGGAUACCGCUAAUAAGGUCCAACCCCCAAAAGAAUCAGAGGUGCAGAAAGAUGUGGCAGAAUCUAAGAAGGAAGAGAAGGCAUCAAGUGAAAAGGGAACUGAUGAGCAGGGCUCUGAGGCUUCCACUUCCAAUUGUUCCACUAUCCUGUGUAUGGAUCGACUUAGGGAAGAGCUUUCCUGCGCAAUUUGCUUGGAAAUCUGUUUUGAACCCAGUACCACUCCUUGUGGUCAUAGUUUCUGCAAGAAAUGUUUGAGAUCUGCCGCAGAUAAAUGUGGGAAAAAAUGUCCAAAGUGCAGGCAGCUCAUAAGUAACGUGAGACAUAGACAUGUCCAAGAGUCGAGAAGUAGUAGAGGAGCUGAAUUGAGAAAUGACAGCCCUACCAGAAGGAAUGGUAGGCAAUCUUCCAGGACAUCGUUGAGGAGAAGAAACGAGUUGCCAAGCCAAGACGAGGAUGCAGCAUUAGCAUUGAGGCUGCAGAGGGAAGAGUUCAUGGUUCAUAGGGGACCAUCAUCCGAUCAAGAAUAUACAAGCUCCCUCGCAUUGGCGAGGGCGAAUUUGAGGGCUAUGGCAUCAAGGGCUAUUAGAGGUCUCUAG